AUGGGUUCAUUGAAGAGGAAAAGAGAAACCCAAAAGGAAGACGAACCGGGACUUGUACAGAAAGAGAGGAGUUUGUCAAUUCCUGAGUGCGAGUGGGUUCGAGGGCGGAUGCUCGGCAAAGGCGGAUUCGGGUCGGUUUAUUUGGCCACUGCGAAAAAACCCAAGUUGGGUAGCGAGGAUUUGCCGGCGAUUAUGGCUGUGAAAUCAGGACGGGUCUCUAAAUCGCCUGAGCUGCUCAUGGAAAGGACACUUCUUAAAAUUUUUGGCGACUGCCCUUUUGUUAUCGACUGUUAUGGAUCAGAUAUGACCGCUGAUGCUGAAAAUAAAUGUACAUACAAUGUGUUCAUGGAGUAUGCUGAUGGAGGAACGAUGAGGGAUUUGAUAAAGAAAUCCAGGGGUUGCGGGUUGCUUGAGCCCCAAGUAAGAAAGUAUACAGGGUGUCUUCUGAAAGGGCUUCAGUACAUUCAUGUAAGGGGCUGUGUCCACUGUGAUCUGAAGCCUGAAAACAUAUUGCUUGUGAGUAACAGUGAUGGUGAUUUUGUGCCCAAAAUUGGGGACUUCGGACUGGCAAAGUUUGCUGUUUAUAAAAAAAAGAGUCGCAAGGAACCUACUUGUCAAGGCACUGCAAUAUAUUUGUCACCAGAAGCCGUGCUUUAUGGAAAUCAGGAGAAGCCUUCUGAUAUUUGGGCCUUGGGUUGUGUUGUGCUCGAGAUGUUAACAGGGAGGUGGCCGUGGGAUUUGGAAGCCGGUGCGACACUUCAAGACCUACAGCUUCUGAUUGCUUCAAAAGUUCCCACUGUUCCUGGCUGGCUAUCAGAAGAUGCUAAAGAUUUCUUGCGAAAGUGCUUUGUGAGGAACCCUUCUGAGAGGUUGGAAGCUGCUAAGCUAUUGAACCACCCUUUUGUGACCAAACUUGAUGGGCUUGGAGAGGUCAAAGUUGAGCCAUUAAAGAAGCAAGUCUCUGCAGUGCCAUCCUCUGAGAAUUGUGAAAAGGCAGAAGGUUCAAAACCUGGGGAUGCAGAGGAGAUUCUUCCCUUGGCAGUCCUGUACCCUGGGGACUCAAAACCUGUGAUUCUUCCAACCACUGUUUGCAGAAAGCCAUCAAAUUUUGGUAUAACUGGUGCAGCUUAA
This is a messenger RNA of Prunus persica (peach), 1131 nucleotides long. RefSeq names its product mitogen-activated protein kinase kinase kinase 3. Gene Ontology annotation, biological process: protein phosphorylation. The record is from RefSeq and is a predicted model, not a curated record. Gene Ontology annotation, molecular function: ATP binding; protein kinase activity. The coding region runs from base 1 to 1131 and encodes 376 amino acids. The transcript has a single exon. Lineage: Eukaryota; Viridiplantae; Streptophyta; Magnoliopsida; Rosales; Rosaceae.